AUGGCGCGUGAAGUGGGCUUGGAUGCAGCGAUCGAUAUGGAGGCAGCCGAGGAGCUUCUGCAGGAGCACGCGGCAGCCGUGAUCCCACAUCUGCAGCUUCGAGGCAUUGCCGGCGAUGGCAACUGCCUCUUUCGUGCCGCGGCUUGUCAAGUUCCUGAAGGUGAAGAACACCACGUGGCGCUGCGAGCCAUCUGCGCAGCUGGUGCUGCUGAUGCAUGGGAGCGCUACGCGCCAUACCUGCCGCCUUGCAGUCGAGAGCAGGUGCUGGAAUGGUGCCGCAACAUGGCGCAAGACCGUUUUUGGGGCGAUGGAUUAGCAUGCCGGGUGUUGACGGACUGUUUGAAGCGGCCCAUGAUCAUCUGGCGGCUCAUGGAGCCCGAACAGAGGCCUUCCUGCUUCGUGCCCGCCCUGGGCGUGGUGGGCGCACCGGUGCAGCCUAUCUACCUCUUCCUGGAUGAAAGAGUUCGCGGAGCUGAGCACUACUGGGCCCUGGUUAGGGGCGAGCGGCCUGCUCAGCACAGUCCGUGGCAGGCACUGCAACCCGCCGCUGCGGGCGAUGGCUGCCGGGGGAGCUUCAGGCGACGUCGUUUGCCGGCCUCCUUCUUCGGGACUGCCAACCAACAAGCAUCAUCGGGGCCUUGGACGCGUCAUGGCUUGACGCAAGGUCAGAUGGAAGAGCUGUUACUUAUGCAGGACCAAGGCGCAUCUCCAGCUGAGCUAGCAGCCAAGUUCUUCCCGGGACAGCCCGGCAAAUUGGAUACGCUGCGCCGAUGGGCUUUCGCCGACAAGGAGAAAAUUCGCGCACGAGUUCGAGAACAUGUGGCAGCCAAGACGCAAGCGCACAGCUCCCGCCGGGCUAUGGCGGCAUCGUGCCACAUCGCUAACAACAAGUGCCUUCAGCUUCAGGCGGAACGGCCUCCCGCAGCUUCGUCUUGGCAACAGGAACUCGGGCGACGGUUUUCCGUCGAAGGCUCUGCAGCGGCUGGCGCGCUCCCUGACCAACACUCGAGCCAGAUGCCUUUAGCGCAAGAGUUUCGCGGCUGGAUGCGCCAUGCUUCCUGGACGUACUGCUCGAGGCACGAGAGCAUGGUAAUUAAGUGCGGGCGGCGAACGGCAAAGCGAACCUGCUCCUUGCAUUGGCGCUCCCACGCGGCAGCCGCCGUCUCCUGUCCAUGCUCUCCCACAUGUGACCCCGACCCAGCUCGUUUGGAGGCCCGUGCUCCGGCUGUGGAGGAAGCGGCCAAGGAAGAGAGCGGCGGCAAGCUGCAGGCGUAUUUGACCCCGGACGCCAGCUACUGGGAGGCUUUCCGGGAUUUCGUGUGCGAGGGCAACCUCGGCUGGGAUGAUUUCUUUACGAUCUUGCCCAAGGAAGAUGCCGCACGUCUAGCUCCGUUGGACCUGAAGGUGGACUACGUUACUCGAAGAGGUGGGCAAGCCUGCGUCACGGCCAAACAGAAGAAGUCCUUGGUGCGCGCAAUUUGGAAGCCUGCGGACGUUACGGAGCAGCUGCCCACGCCCGCUUCUCUUCGGGCUUUCACCUUCCUCAUGGAGCACAACGACACCUACAGGACCUACGUGCUUCAACACCGUGAGCUACUUCGAGCCAAUGCGAACGCCGAAAACGCAAGCCUCGGAGACACGGAUAUAUCCAACCGGCUGAAAGAGUUGGGCAUCCUGAAAGCGUCCUCCACGCCGAGCGCCAAGACUCACUGGCUUCGCAAAGUGCUCUCUCGCAAUGUGGACUUUGUCAAGGACUACCCGUUGCAGUGCUUCUUACAUGACGCGACCAUGGCGAAAACAAUUACCUCAGUGGUCGCUGUUGCUGAGAAGCAGAAGAUCUCGCCGGAUGAGGCUGCUGCGGACAUGCCGCAGUUUGAACAAUACUGGCACCACCAAGCACAGAAGUUGGAGGACGUGUGUCGGCAGGCCCAGACGUUCCCAAAUCUCUUCUUCACCAUUGCUCCCGCUGAGUGGAGGUUCCCCCUACACGGGGGCAUGUUCGGCAAAGCCGACCAGGAUGAUCUCAGCCAAUGUCAAGCCUGGUUGACCAUGCACAUGCACAACUGCAUCGGCGCCAUCCUGGAUGAGGUGCUGUGGAAGAACAAGGCCCAGGCGGCCGACUUGGGAAUUGCGGAGAUCGAGCACUACACCUAUCGCUUUGAGUUCCAAGGACGUGGCACCCUUCAUGUGCACGCCGUGGCGUGGGUGAAGUUCAAUCCCGGGGUCUCCAUAGAGGAGUUGAGCGGCCGCAGCGGUGUGGGAGUUCAGACGAGUCCAUUGGUGCGGCUCUUGGAGGAGGUAUUUGAUUGUGGAGCUGUUGAUGUGCAGUGCGGGCAUUCAGAACACAAUUCGUCCGACCUUGAAGACCGAGACGAAGGUUCCUCGGAAAGUGAGGAGUCAUCGAUGGAUGUAGAUCAGGAGGGUAGCUCAGAUUCCGAAAGCGGGGCGGAAGAGGAGCCCGAAACGAGCUGUUCUCCGGAUUGCUCUGAGAGCUCUGAGGACUCGUUCAUUCGGUGA
Molecule: messenger RNA, 2517 nt
Organism: Symbiodinium pilosum
Lineage: Eukaryota; Dinophyceae; Suessiales; Symbiodiniaceae
Source: the annotation of a GenBank genome assembly